AUGAGUACGGAUUGUAGUCUAACGUUCAUGAUCUCGAGGAUGCUCCCAUCCUCACAAUCGUCGUUGUGGUGGAAGCCGAUCCCUCGCGGAUCUCAUCCAUCUAAUCUUACACUCUACUUGCUACACUCAAAUGAGAUACCGAAAAUCAUCUGCGGCACGCAGGGAUGGACGGAUAGUUGCAUCAAGAGCAAUCCAAAGUACCAAGCAAAAUUCAUGACGGAUGAAGCCGCGAAUGAAUACGUAAAGAAUGCAUUCGCGUCAUGUCCUGAUAUAAUCGAGGCCUACCUUGGUCUUACGGUUCUUAUAUUAAAAGCCGACUUGCUCCGCUACCUGUUACUGUUCGAUCAGGGCGGCAUUAGGUCCGACCUCGACAUAUCCUCUAACGCUGGAGUCGUUGUAGGAUGGGAGUUCGACAUGGGCUGGAAACAGCCUUUUGUCCGCCAGUUUGCGAGCUGGACUAUCAUGGCUAAGCCGGGAUCGUUCCACAUGUUACAAGUCAUUGAGGAUAAAAUGGAAAUAUUACGGCAGAAGAUGCAUCAAUACAACAUGUCGGUCGAGAACAUAACGUUGGAAAUGACUGGAUAUGUUGUGGACUUCUCCGGUCCAAGACGCUUGACGUUCAGUAUAUUCAAGAGGCUUGAACGCACUUUGAACAGGACUGUCACCUCUGACGAAGUGUCAGAAAUUCUUCAGCCAAAGCUGAUAGGAGAUGUCCUGGUCAUGCCGGGGCGUUCGUUUGCCGCAUCAGCGAAUGUCACGUUAGUAACCCAUCAUUAUGCUGGCACAUGGAAGAACUCUCACGGUGGAGAGUCCUCUGAAGUGCAUAUAUGA
Macroventuria anomochaeta is the source of this 831-nucleotide messenger RNA. RefSeq names its product glycosyltransferase family 32 protein. Lineage: Eukaryota; Fungi; Ascomycota; Dothideomycetes; Pleosporales; Didymellaceae. Gene Ontology annotation, cellular component: mannan polymerase complex. Gene Ontology annotation, molecular function: alpha-1,6-mannosyltransferase activity. The transcript is spliced from 5 exons. Bases 1 to 831 code for a protein of 276 amino acids. The record is from RefSeq and is a predicted model, not a curated record. Gene Ontology annotation, biological process: protein N-linked glycosylation.